This is a messenger RNA of Oncorhynchus kisutch (coho salmon), 2914 nucleotides long. Its product is annotated as glutamate dehydrogenase, mitochondrial-like. Lineage: Eukaryota; Metazoa; Chordata; Actinopteri; Salmoniformes; Salmonidae. Gene Ontology annotation, biological process: L-glutamate catabolic process. Gene Ontology annotation, molecular function: L-glutamate dehydrogenase (NAD+) activity. The record is from RefSeq and is a predicted model, not a curated record. Gene Ontology annotation, cellular component: mitochondrion.
ACUGUAACCUCCUCUUCCGCGUGCAUCCCGGUCCCGGAGGCGUCCAAGCCUUGGUGGUCAGCGCAGACUUAAAGUGAACGGGCGCGCACUUCCAACGGCCAUUCAGUCGGAAGAGGGGACACAGUGAAGGUGUGCUGCUGUGCCGUUUAGUCAUCCCUCCCUCUGACCGGUUAAUAGAUAGAUAGAUAUCCCCGUCGCUGUUGUUUUUCUCCCCCCCCCGUUAAACGGUUAGAUCGAUCAUGUACCGGUACUUCGGGGAGCUGUUAUCCCGCGGGGCGGGCAGUGCCCUGGCCUCGGGCUGCGUGGAAUCUGCUCUCCCAGCAUCGGCCGCUCUGAUGCGGGUCCGACAGUAUAGUGAACAGCCCGACGACCCCAACUUCUUUCGCAUGGUGGAGGGUUUCUUCGACCGCGGAGCCGCCAUCGUUCAGGACAAGCUUGUGGAGGACCUGAAGAGCAGGGAGACCCCCGAGCAGAAGAUGAAACGAGUGAAGGGGAUUCUCCGCAUCAUCAAGCCCUGCAACCACGUCCUCAGCGUCUCUUUCCCCAUCAAGAGGGACAACGGAGAGUGGGAGGUAGUGGAGGGCUACCGCGCCCAGCACAGCCAGCACAGGACGCCCUGCAAGGGGGGGAUCCGUUACAGUGAAGAGGUGUCUGUUGAUGAGGUGAAGGCUCUGGCCUCUCUGAUGACAUACAAGUGUGCCGUGGUCGAUGUACCAUUCGGGGGGGCUAAAGCUGGUGUCAAGAUCAACGUCAAAAAUUACUCUGACAAUGAGUUGGAGAAGAUCACUAGAAGGUUCACCAUUGAGCUGGCCAAGAAAGGUUUUAUUGGGCCUGGUAUUGAUGUUCCUGCUCCUGACAUGAGCACUGGAGAGAGAGAGAUGUCCUGGAUCGCUGACACAUAUGCCAACACCAUCGCACACACUGACAUCAACGCCCACGCGUGUGUGACAGGCAAGCCCAUCAGUCAGGGCGGGAUCCACGGGCGUAUCUCGGCCACCGGUCGCGGAGUGUUCCACGGAAUUGAGAACUUCAUCAACGAGGCGUCCUACAUGAGCAUGCUGGGCCUGACCCCCGGCUUUCAGGACAAGACCUUCAUCAUCCAGGGCUUUGGUAACGUGGGACUCCACUCCAUGCGGUACCUCCACAGGUACGGUGCUAAGUGUGUGGGCAUCGCUGAGUAUGACGGCAGCAUCUACAACCCAGAGGGCAUUGACCCCAAGCAGCUGGAGGACUACAAACUGCAACACGGUUCGAUCGUAGGUUUCCCCGGGGCUAAGCCAUACGAGGGCAGCCUUCUGGAAGCUCAGUGUCACAUCCUGAUCCCUGCCGCCAGCGAGAAGCAGCUCACACGAAACAACGCCCACAGGAUCAAGGCCAAGAUCAUUGCUGAGGGAGCCAACGGCCCCACCACCCCUGAUGCUGACAAGAUCUUCCUGGAGAACAAUGUCAUGGUCAUCCCUGACAUGUACCUGAACGCAGGUGGUGUGACAGUGUCCUACUUUGAGUGGCUGAAGAACCUGAACCACGUCAGCUAUGGAAGACUCACCUUCAAAUACGAGAGAGACUCCAACUACCACCUCCUCAUGUCUGUUCAGGAGAGUUUGGAGAGGAAGUUUGGAAAGCAGGGAGGACCAAUCCCUGUUGUCCCCACCGCUGACUUCCAGGCCAGAGUCGCUGGAGCUUCUGAGAAGGACAUUGUCCACUCUGGGCUGGCCUACACCAUGGAGAGGUCUGCCAGGCAAAUCAUGCGUACAGCCAGUAAGUACAACCUGGGUCUGGACCUGCGGACGGCUGCGUAUGUCAACGCCAUCGAGAAGGUGUUCAAGGUCUACAACGAGGCCGGCAUCACCGUCACAUGAUCACCUUGUCACAGCCAGACCACUCCCACACCACCCUGCUAUUGGUUCACCCUGCUUCCCCAUUUUUCCAAUCAGCCUUCAGUACAUACCAGUGUUUACAUUAGAGACCCCGCCUCCCGUUUAUACACACACACUGACACGUUCUGUGUCCCAUGACCUCGCCACAUCUCCCUGUAUCACGUGGGUAACCCAGUAUUCCUGUGUCCCAUGACCUCGCCACAUCUCCCUGUAUCACAUGGGUAACUCACUAUUUCUGUGUCCCAUGACCUCGCCACAUCUCCCUGUAUCACGUGGGUAACUCACUAUUUCUGUGUCCCAUGACCUCGCCACAUCUCCCUGUAUCACGUGGGUAACCCAGUAUUCCUGUGUCCCAUGACCUCGCCACAUCUCCCUGUAUCACGUGGGUAACUCACUAUUUCUGUGUCCCAUGACCUCGCCACAUCUCCCUGUAUCACGUGGGUAACCCAGUAUUCCUGUGUCGUCCUGUUUCACUAUUGUCGUUCAGUUUGUGAAAGAGUUCCCUUUUGGCCAUUUUGUCUUGUUUGACCCUUGUGUUGCCAUGGUUUCAGACCACAACAAUGAAGCUGCCUUAACUCUGACGGAGCUCUGUACUGAAAAGACACACAUACUGAAAUCCAUUUAAUGUUACCUCCGGACAUAUACCUUAUUUAAAGAAAGAGUUUUAAACUCUCACUUUAUGUCAGGGAAUGGUGAUAUAUGUGUUCCUCAGUUCUCCUCGCAGCGGGGUUAGAGGUCAGGGCUCAGGGUUGUGCUGAGGAACACAGGGUUCUACUGGGUUUGGUUCAUAGUAAGGUUCUACACCCUUCUCCACUAUAUCAGUCCCCCCACAAGCCCCCCUACCUUCUGCUCCUAUCUUGUCCAAUCUGACCCUCCCCCAAACCCUCCGCUCUGCCAUGAGAGAGAGAGGAGGAGAGGAUCAUGGGAACAAGCGUUGUCCUUCUCCAAAAAGCCGUCCAAGCCCUUGCACGGAAAUUGCUUGGGGAAAUUUGUAUUGCCUUUUUUUUGUUGAAAACCAAUAAAAUUCUGAGAACUGA